Molecule: messenger RNA, 2965 nt
Organism: Centrocercus urophasianus (Greater sage-grouse)
Lineage: Eukaryota; Metazoa; Chordata; Aves; Galliformes; Phasianidae
Product: melanotransferrin-like
Exons: 20
Coding region: 495-2771 (758 amino acids)
Biological process (GO): iron ion transport
Cellular component (GO): early endosome; plasma membrane; recycling endosome
Source: RefSeq, a predicted model, not a curated record
UUCGUGGCGGGCUGUAAGGGGUGCUGUGGGGCUGAGCGAGUGUUGGAGCGUGGUGUGGCAGCGUUGUGACUGUUAGGAGAGCAGUUUACUGAGGAGGGGGCAGUGCUGCUCACCUUGAGCGAGAUGUUGAGCUUAGACCGCAUGGCGUUGGCUGUCCCUGUGUGAUAACACCACAGGGGGGCUGUUGUAAAGAUGAGGUGGAGAUAAGGUGGGUUCCGCCCUCCUACGUGUGUCCGCAGUUGGAUGCGGGGCUACCGCGUUAGCAGCCAGCGGCUAAUUGCUGUUUCCUGAGUGCUGGGGAGGUUUCAGAGCCAGGACUCCGUGGAGUCUGCAGAAUGUUGCUAUUUUCACAUCGUAGCAGCAGUAUCUGACUCGGAGUGAUCAAGUCUCUCCUGAAAAGAUAAGAUCAAGAGUUUGGUCAUCACUGUGGAAUUCCUGGUAUGAGAAUGCAGAGCGUCAGAUAGAGAGUGGAUCCUUGCUGAACAACUGUAAUCAUGAAGGCAGUUCUUAUAAUUGUCCUAAUCAUCUUCACUUUGCUGUGUUCAGGGAAAAAGUUUCGAUGGUGCACCCUCUCUGAUCUAGAACAGAGGAAGUGUGCUGAGCUGUCCAAAGCACUGACAGCUGUGCUGCUUGUCACUAACACCGAUUCGUUUGCCAGGAUUUCUUGCAUCAGAGCCCACAAUACAUAUGACUGCAUUGAUAAAAUCAGAGUGAAUAAAGCAGAUGCUGCUUCUCUGGAUGCAGGAGAUGUUUACUCUGCUGUAAAGCUGUAUGGUUUGACCGUUGUGGCAAAGGAGAUCUAUGAACAGGGAAAUUGUGUUUUUGCUGUGGCUGUUGCCAAACGAGGAACUUUGGAUAUCCAGAGGCUACGCGGUGUGCGCAGCUGCCACAAUGGAGCCAGAUGGACCUCAGGCUGGAAUAUUCCACUUGGAUUUCUCCUUGCAAGGAAUGAUCUUUCCUGGGAUGAGGGACAACCCCUGAGCCAAGUAAUCAGUGAGUAUUUCAAUGCAAGUUGCAUCCCUGGAGUUGGUGUUGCUGCUCCUCAGCUGUGUGCUCUCUGCCAAGGACAAAAGUCAUAUAUCAGAGACAAGAACCACUUCUGUGAGACCAGCAGCAAUGAACCGUUCUACGACUCUGAUGGAGCCUUCAGGUGCUUGAAGGAUGGAGUUGCAGAUGUUGCCUUUUUAGAUCACCUGACAAUUAUGAGAGCCACAGAGUCAGAACAACAAGAAUAUGAACUCUUAUGUCCUGAUGGAACUACAGCUGAGCUGAGCAAGUACAACACUUGUAACUUGGGCAAGGGGCCUGGCCGUGGCAUCAUCACCCGCCACAACUUCCAAAAGAUCACCAACAAAUUUCUUACCAUGAUCCAACGUCUCUUUGGUCGAAAAGGAAAGGAAAGAGCCAGAUUUGAACUUUUCAAUUCAUCAUCCUUUGGAGGGAAGAACCUUCUCUUUAGAGAUGCCACUCAGCACCUGCAACUUCUCGAGGAACAGCUAGAAAUUGCAUAUGUCCUUGGUCUGGAUUAUGUAGCUCUCCUUAAGGGACUAGGUCAUGAAGGGAGCUCCUUGGACAACAGAGUUGUGCGCUGGUGCUGCAUCAGCAAUGCUGAGCUUCGCAAAUGUGAGGAGUGGGCACUGAGCAUCAAAUCUGACCCAUUAGUCUGUGUCCAAGCAACUUCCAUGGCAAGCUGCAUUGAAAUGAUCAAGAGUAGUGAGGCUGAUGCAGUCACUCUGGAUGCAACCCACGUCUACAUUGCAGGGAGGUGUGGAUUGGUGCCUGUAGCUGCAGAGUGUUAUGGGCAGGUUUGUGCUCCAGCUGAUGAGAGCACAGAGGAAAUCAGCAAACUUCAUCUAAAGCGCAAAGGACUGUCACCUGUUUAUGCUGUAGCCCUAGCUAAGAAAAAUGCCAAACAGAUUAACAUCCAUAACCUGCGGGGGAGGCGAUCAUGUCACAGCCACUUGUACAGUCCUGGAGGAUGGUUACUUCUUUCCAGAUACACAGUGGGACCUCUGGAAAACAUUACUGAAAACUGUGAUAUUGGAUCUGUUUACCAGAAUUACUUUUGGAAGGGCUGCAUGCCAGGAGCAGAUGGAAACCUGUGCAAAGUGUGCAUUGGAGACAGUGAGGUGGAAGGAGCUCGAGUAUCCAGCAGAUGUGCUGCCAGUCACAAUGAACACUACUAUGGCAAUAUGGGAGCACUCAGGUGCUUAGUUGGCAAUCCCAGUGGAAGAAGCUUUGGAGAUGUAGCUUUUCUGGAACACUCAAACCUACUCUGGAAUAUAGAGAAUCUGGAAAGCUCUGGUUGGGCAAAAGGUUAUACAGCUGUUGACUUUGAACUCUUGUGUCCGGAUGGAACGCGUGCUGCAGUCACCGAAUGGGCUGGCUGCAACCUUGGUCCCGUUCCUCCCAGCACAGUCAUGACUCGACCAGUCACUGUCACUAAAAUCUAUGACUUCCUAAUGAAAUCUCAGGAAUUUCUGGAGACCAAGAUGGAUUCUGAAUUCCGUCUCUUCCAGUCACAAAAAUAUGGUGAGAGUGAUCUGCUUUUCAAAGAUACCACUCAGUACCUUGUUCCUGCAACUCACAUGAGCUAUCAGGAAAUCCUUGGAGAACCUUUCUUUCAGCUGGCAGAAUCAGUGUUUAAUUGUACACCUGCAGCACGGAAUUGUGUGCAACAGCUUUCACCAGUCCUCAUAACCCACAGCACAGAACUAGGAUCAGCAGUUCUGGUUGCCUACUAUGGAGGAUUCAGCAUUUUGGGGGACUAGCAGGGUCAGUGCAGUGGAUUAAAGAAUGGACUGCCACGAGUGGCGCAGGUUAGUGGGUAGCAGUUCACCUUGCUUUACCUGUUUUAUCUUCUAAAAUUUGUUUCCAUGCAAAAAGUGCAACUGAUAUUUUGGUGGCUGCAGAAUUAUCUUCCUGUAUUGCAAUUGCAGUCCAUGUUUGAACACACACACACACA